Messenger RNA from Orbicella faveolata, 1563 nucleotides. RefSeq names its product tripartite motif-containing protein 45-like. The record is from RefSeq and is a predicted model, not a curated record. Lineage: Eukaryota; Metazoa; Cnidaria; Anthozoa; Scleractinia; Merulinidae.
AUGGCUCAAAGUAGGAGCUUUUUCGACGAAGUUAAGAGGGAAUUAGAAUGUUCAGUGUGCAAGGAGCAGUUUAGUGAAAGCAACGAACCGAAAAUACUGAAAUGUCUUCACACUUUCUGCAAAUCCUGUCUGGAAGCUUGGCUGCGACAGCAGGGUGGAGAAGCGUUGAGUUGUCCAACCUGCCGUCAGAUCACCGAAUGCCCGAGCAACAACAUCAGCAGCCUUCCAUCCAACCUGUUUUACAAGCAGAUGGUGGACAUUGUUAAGGCUUACAGCGGACUAGGCCAGGAAGAUUCACCACACUGUGGAAACUGCGACGUAAGAAAGUCGUUGAAGUACUAUUGUGCUGAUUGCAAUCACUUCCUGUGUGAAGACUGCGCUAGGGCUCACAGAAAAAUGAAAGCUCUUAGUGGUCAUCAGGUUAAAGAAAUUGGGAAAUUCAAGCCUAGCGAUGCCCGAGAUUACGCCAGGAGAGCAAAUGUUUGCAAGAAACACAACGAUGAAGUGCGAUUUUAUUGUGAACAAUGCGUGAUAUGUAUUUGCCGUGACUGCGCCAUAUUGGAUCAUCGAGACCACAACAUCGUUUCGCUUGACAACGGAUUACAAAAGAAGAAAUCAGAAAUUGAGAAUAAGAUGCAAGAAGUCCAGGCAAAUGUUCCUCGUUUGAAGAGCGAAAAAGAAUUCCUCGAAAAGCAAAGAAUAAGAAUGAACAAAAGCGUCGAACAAGCGACACAAGAAAUACACAGAACGGUGGAAAGGAACAUAGAAUUGAUUCGCCAGCAUGAAGCAAGCAUGACCGAUCGACUAAUGAAGCAGAAAGAAACUUUCGAUGCUGCAUUUUCAAACACAAUGACCAGCCUGGACGAAAAACUGGUUGAAAUAGAGAGCAGCUUGGACUUUGGCAACGAAAUACUUCAACGAAAUAAUUUACCAGAGAUUCUAAACGUGGAAGAAGUGCUUGAACAAAGGUUUCAGGAACUUAUGGAGCCUUGUGCAUUUAACUUGAAGGCAAAUUAUUCCGCCGUCAAAUACGUUUCAAAUGACUUGUCGUCCCUGAAAGAUUCACCGGGGAAGUUACUCACGACAAACACUGAACCUUCGUCAACCAUGGUGGAUAGCAUGGCCCUGACAGAGGGUGCCGUACAAGGCGAAGAUUGCACUUUUACAGUGAUUACAAAGGAUUCACAGGGAAUUAAAACCUACAGUGAAAUUGACAUGGUUGAAGUUUGCAUCCAGUCUCUCCAGACGAGAAAAACCUUGGAGGCCACCAUAACAGACUCAAAAGAUGGCUGCUAUAAAGUAUCAUACAGACCUGAAGCUGCAGGAGAGUUCAAUGUUGUCAUAACAGUGGCAGGCGAAGCGAUCAAGGGAAGUCCCUUCCACUUGAAAGUGAAAGAAAGAAAGUACCUGAGCCUGUACGCCGAGUCAUUAGCCGACUUACAACACCGACAAAUCGGUCAGUGUAAAACGCAGACUGCAGGUCGUGGGUUAAAGGCAGACUGCGGGAUCGGCGAAUGUGUUAGCUACAGCAUCUACGAUCCUGAGAUCUCCAUAGUCAGUUGA